AUGACUAAAUUAGACACGAUCAGAAGCACAGAAGGGCCAAUUUGCCAACACCAAGUGGGCUUGAAAUACAGGCACAGUUGUCUUGAGAACAUUUCGAUUUCUACGCAAAGUCUUUCAAUUCCUACCAGCGACUGCCACCUAAAGUUGCCGAAAACCUCUCGAUUUACAUUCAACCUCCAAAUGCCAACCCAUUAUGCUUGUCCUCACCUACCUACUUGCAGCCAAGUCAAGUAUAACAAGAAGCCUUGCGACAAACACUGUUGCCUUAGUAUCGCUCGCGUGAAAACUCAUACCUUGAACCAAAAGAUUCACGGCAACUGUGAACCUGAUUGUCCCGUUUAUAAACUCGAUGGCCAAUCAUUAGACAACUUUUCAUUUGUACCAUUCGACCCCACUCCUCUCAAAAGCCCGAUACAAAUAAAGGGAGCGACCCGAGGCAUCAACAAUGGCUCCGUUGUCCACUCACGCCAUACUGAAGAAGAAAAAACAAACGAAGACCACCGAUUGAGCUUGGAAGAGGUUGAUCGGUCGCCCAUGUUGGUCGGUAUUCGAGUCUUGUCCAGAGUAGUAGCAUACGGCCUGUUAGUUGGUACCUGGUCACAAUCCUACUUUUCCUUGCAACUGGAACACCCUGAUCCAAAGCUUGAAUACAUUUGUGAUCUCGCAUGUGUUCACUUUCGCUCCGUCAUGAUGUAUAUCAUUCAAGUGAAAGCACAGGAAGAAUUCUGCUUCACUGCUUUACAAAUAGCCUUAUGUCUAGUGUUCCUGUUUUGA
Messenger RNA from Puccinia graminis f. sp. tritici CRL 75-36-700-3, 774 nucleotides. RefSeq lists its product as uncharacterized. The record is from RefSeq and is a predicted model, not a curated record. The transcript has 3 exons. Lineage: Eukaryota; Fungi; Basidiomycota; Pucciniomycetes; Pucciniales; Pucciniaceae. The coding region runs from base 1 to 774 and encodes 257 amino acids.